AUGAAUCCAGCCUCCUCUCGGGCCGCGGUGCGCUCGAUGGCCUCACAUGCGGUCACUCGAAGCUCUACCUUGAGCUCCCCCGCAGUUGCCCGGGGCUUGCUCGCGGCAUCUGCCCGCUCGUACUCCCCCUCAUUCGCGAUCAGUAGCCGACGGGCGCUGAGCUCCAAUGGCCGGUCUCUGCAGCAGUUUACUCGCCUUCAGUCCAUCAACCUGAGCUCCAGAGCUUUCAGCACGACCGCUAGAAUGGCGCAGGAAACUCGAACUGAGACCGAUGCGUUCGGUGAGAUCCAGGUCCCUGCGGACAAGUACUGGGGUGCCCAGACCCAGCGUUCUCUGGGUAACUUCAAGAUCAACCAGCCCCAGGACCGCAUGCCUCCUCCGAUUGUGAAGGCUUUCGGUAUCCUCAAGGGAGCUGCGGCCACCGUCAACAUGAAGUUUGGCCUUGACCCCAAGAUCGGCAAGGCUAUCCAGCAGGCUGCUGCUGAGGUCGCCGACCUCAAGCUCAUUGACCACUUCCCUCUGGUUGUGUGGCAGACCGGUUCCGGCACUCAGUCCAACAUGAACGCCAACGAGGUCAUCUCCAACCGUGCCAUUGAGAUCCUGGGUGGAAAGAUGGGAAGCAAGAAGCCCGUCCACCCCAACGACCACGUCAACAUGUCCGCCUCCUCCAACGACUCCUUCCCCACCGUCAUGCACAUUGCUGCUGUCCUCGAGCUCGAGGGUAGUCUUCUGCCUGCCCUGCGCAGCCUGCGCGACGCCCUGCAGAAGAAGGUCGACGAGUUCUCCGAGAUCAUCAAGAUCGGCCGUACUCACUUGCAGGACGCCACUCCUCUUACUCUGGGCCAGGAGUUCUCUGGCUACGUUGCCCAGCUGGACCGCAACAUCGAGCGUGUGGAGGCCACUCUUCCUCACCUCCGUCAGCUUGCUCAGGGUGGUACUGCCGUCGGUACCGGUCUGAACACUUUCAAGGGCUUCGACGAGGCUGUCGCUGCGGAGAUCUCCAAGCUUGCUGGCACCGAGUUCGUGACCGCCCCUAACAAGUUCGAGGUCCUGGCCGCCCACGACUCCAUCGUUGAGGCCUCCGGCUCCCUGAACACUCUGGCUUGCUCUCUUUUCAAGAUUGCUCAGGAUAUCCGUUACCUUGGUUCCGGUCCCCGUUGCGGUCUGGGUGAGCUGAUCCUGCCCGAGAACGAGCCCGGUUCCUCGAUCAUGCCUGGAAAAGUCAACCCCACCCAGUGUGAGGCUCUGACUAUGGUCUGCGCCCAGGUCAUGGGUAACCACGUCGCUGCUACUGUUGGCGGCAUGAGCGGCCAGUUCGAGCUGAACGUUUUCAAGCCCAUGAUGAUCCGCAACCUUCUGCACAGCUCCCGCAUCCUGGCCGACGCCAUGAUCAGUUUCCAGGACCACCUGGUUGAAGGUCUCCAGGCCGACCGCAAGAGAAUCGACUCUCUUCUGCACGAGAGUCUGAUGCUGGUUACCUGCCUGAACCCCGUUAUUGGCUAUGACAUGGCCUCCAAGGUCGCCAAGAACGCCCACAAGAAGGGUCUGACCCUGAAGCAGAGUGCUAUGGAGCUCAAGGCUCUGAGCGAGGAGGACUUCGACAAGUACGUCCGCCCGGAGCUGAUGAUCAGCCCCAAGGAGAAGAAAUAG
This is a messenger RNA of Paecilomyces variotii, 1650 nucleotides long. RefSeq names its product fumarate hydratase class II. The transcript has 6 exons. Gene Ontology annotation, biological process: malate metabolic process; tricarboxylic acid cycle; fumarate metabolic process. Gene Ontology annotation, molecular function: fumarate hydratase activity. Lineage: Eukaryota; Fungi; Ascomycota; Eurotiomycetes; Eurotiales; Thermoascaceae. Bases 1 to 1650 code for a protein of 549 amino acids. The record is from RefSeq and is a predicted model, not a curated record. Gene Ontology annotation, cellular component: mitochondrion; tricarboxylic acid cycle heteromeric enzyme complex.